CAUUCCUUCAUCUUGCAAAACCCUAAUCCACCACAACCCCGAGAGAGAAAACCCGCCGCCGAGCAACAAUGCCACCGAAGUUCGAUCCCUCUCAGGUGGUGGACGUCUACGUACGUGUCACCGGCGGCGAGGUCGGCGCAGCAAGUUCCCUCGCACCCAAGAUCGGUCCACUCGGUCUGUCCCCAAAGAAGAUCGGAGAAGACAUCGCGAAGGAGACCGCGAAGGAUUGGAAGGGUCUGAGGGUGACAGUGAAGCUCACCGUGCAGAAUCGUCAGGCGAAGGUGUCGGUGGUGCCAUCCGCAGCGGCGCUGGUGAUCAAGGCGUUGAAGGAGCCGGAGAGGGACAGGAAGAAGACGAAGAACAUCAAGCACAAUGGGAACAUCUCGCUUGAUGAUGUUGUGGAGAUUGCUAGGGUGAUGAAGCCGAGGUCCAUGGCGAAGGAUCUGAGUGGGACUAUCAAGGAGAUUCUUGGGACUUGUGUGUCUGUUGGGUGUACGGUUGAUGGGAAGGACCCUAAGGAUCUGCAGCAGGAGGUUACUGAUGGUGAUGUUGAGGUUCCUCUAGAAUAAUGGUAAUCUAAUUUUCAGUGAUUUUGCUUUGGGUUAUGGUUUAUCUGCUUUUCUAUUAGGAAACUUUUGUUGGAUGAAUGAGAUCAUUUUUGUGUUUUGAGAUUGGAAUUUAUGGGAAAUGGAAAAUUGCUGUUUUGAAUAUGUGGGUUUUUCGUUGUUGUUUUGCCAUGGGGUGAUGGUAGUUAACACCCUAUUAACUCAUCGUUAGAAAUUUUGUGAUGAAGUAAUGAUCUUGAUCAUUUCUCAUUUGUCUGGUUUUCAGCUUGGUUUCGGGUCUUAAUUUUCUUAUAUGAGCUGUUUUUACUGCUGAAUUGAUAUGAUGCCAUAAGUUAAUUGAACAAAUGAUUACGAUCCCCAGUAGUUUCAGUAUGGGGAAAUUUAAGAAGAAUAUUAGAGUAAAUGGUUAAAUUGGCCCCCGAAAGUGUGUUAAGUGCUCGCAAGUUCGUUGCUGGACUUAGAAAAUACCCUGUGGGCGGCCUUGACGUGUGAAAUGUGGGUCAAGUUAGUUUGAGUCUUGUUAAAUGUCGGUCGAGUUAGACUAGAUUGAUCUGGGAUUCUACAGACAGAACGGAACUCACUCAUAUAGCUUCUUUAAUGAGUUUAUAAGUGUGUUUAUAUGUAAUGAGACAAUUUAACUAGCUCAGGGAAGAAUACCAUUUUGCACCGCGUAACUGAUUCCAAGUUGCAAGUUGCAAGUUUGUGUCUGGACUUACAAAAUACCCUGUGCGCCCUUGAAUGUGUAAAUUGUUGGUCAAGUUAGUCCCUAUUGUCAGAUUAAUCGUUGGUCAGAGUUAGAUUAGAUUGUAUGAAAUGAAACUGUUUCACUCGUAACUACAUUCUUUAUUUUUUUGACGUUUCACUUGUAACUACGUUCAUAUGAAAUGAGACAAUUUAACUAGCUCAUGGAAGAAUACCAUUUUGCACCAUAUUGCUGAUGCUGCUAUUGCAGCAGGAUUAAUAACAAGUUGUUAAACUUUUCAGUCGUAGUUUUGUUCAAUUGCUGGAUUCCAAAUGGUUGCUAACUCCCCCUUUGUAAGAUUUGGUUUAAUUCGUUAAUUUUCAACUUCUCAAACACCAUGUCCUUAUUCAUAUGUUUUUAUUUCUUUGCAUUUCGCUAAUGAAUCUUAACCAAGAUCACUAUAAUUAUUGUUUGUCUUUUACUGAUUAGUAUGAGUGGUUAGCAAUGAAAUGUUGUAAAAUCACUUCCUAAAAAUAUUGAUUUAGAUGGAAAAGACUAGUGAGAACAGGGUUGUAGAUGAGACUUCGCUGUGUUCUCUAUUUUCAUCAAAGCACUGAAUCAAAUCAUUGUUGUUGUGUUGGGUAGAGCCUCUUUGGUUUACUGUUAGAGUAUGAAAAUUGGUAAAUAACACAUGUAGAGAUUUUCUAAAAAGUUGUAGUUAAGCUAUUUCUUCUAAACUGGAUUUUUCUCUCUCGUUUAGUUUUGAACAGAAAAUAAUUUGCAAAUCUAAAUUUACAUUUAAAUAAAAUGAUAUAACCAAAUAAUUAACCUAGACACAUCGUUGGCAAGCUACACCAAAAGGGACACAUCGUUGACCUACACCUCUUAAUGUAAUGAGUGACGAAAUAUUGUCUGAUGGAAAACUUCACUCUUCAUACUACCACUAAUUCCUUUUAUAUUAUUCAUUAGGAUUUUUUAAGGACUAGUUUUUGUUGAAAAAAAAUAAAAAAUAAAGUGGUAUCAAUUUUAUGAGUAACGAUAUACACUAGUUAGGUAAUUACAAAUAGUACACUACAUUGGUAAAUAUAAUUAAAAAUCACACUAAAUGUAAAGAAGUUACCCGUAACUAGAGAGAGUAACACAAGCUUGGGGGAGUGGUUUGAGGGUUUCUACGGUUUCUUGUAGACUCUGUGAUUCUCCCCUUGGAGCUUCUAGCUAUCUUCCAUGGCAUGUAUGUCUGCAGCUUGGGGGCGUGGGUUUCAUGUUGUGAAUGGCCAAACAUAUUCUUUGGAUGCCUUCAGACUUGUUAGGAGUAAUUCGUCGCUCAGCAUUGCUACGCCUCGCUUGUCUAGGAUAUCAAAGGUUUGUUGAGUCGCCAAUUUGAGUUGAAGCAUUCAUUGCGGGAGGGGAAUGCUUGCACCUUACCCAAUUUGUAGCUCGCCAAGAUGAGUCGUUGGUCUUCGUAGAUUCCCCCCUUCAGGGUAUGAGUCUGCUGCUUGCGGACGCGACCAAUGUCUCCUUUGUGAGACCAUAGUUCCGAGGCCUACCCAUUUUUUUCUUUUUUUUGUUGUUGUUUUGUUUCUUUAAGCUAAUUAAAAAAACAAGAGUAACAAAAACUACUACAAAAACUAAUUAUGUAACUAACUUUACGGACUACUCUAACUACAUCUCAUAUAAGCUAAUCCUAUUUAAUUAUGCUCUCUCCAAUUUAAUUAAGUCCAAUGCAUAUUCUACCACCAAUAGAUUAACUGACACGAGAUUAUUAUAGUUUAAGCAGAGAUCUUGCGUUCGAGUCUCUGUAAAUGCAGCUGCGUUAAAUACUUGAUAGAUAGUGUUUUACCGUUCAUAGUAGUCAUAUUCAACUCAAAAUUGUGAGAGCAAUUCAACGAACCAAAAAGAUUCAAUGCAUAUUCUCUAAUAAAAAAAAUAGAACAUGAACAAAGUUAUAAGGCUAAAUUAUCUAAAUUUGCCUCAUUUCAAAAUGUUUCUUUUGUCAAUUGUGAAGGAUUUAAAAUAUAUUUAUGUAGCCCUUAUGAUUAAAAAAAUGUAAAAUGGUUCUGAUGAAUUUGUUUGUUCCAUAAACUAUAUAAUCUGUUUUACUAUGUCUAAAACUAUGAGCACAAUGACUUCCGAUCCAUAAAUAGUAAAAUUACAUGAAUCAGAAUAAGUACUGCAACAUAAAUGUAAACAGUUUAUGGUGAAGAGAAAAAAGUGGAAUUUCUGACCAUUUCUUUUUGCUCUCAAACUAGAACAUGAUUCAUUUUGGUAGUGGAGUGCUAUUUGGAUGGAUCACAUUCAAUUACGCGUUGCGCACAUUCGUGGAACCAGCUAUCACCACAAGUUCUGGAACUCUCGUUUCCUAAUUUUCGUGGAAACUUCCUAAGAAUAUGUCAAGAAUCUCCUUUUGAUUUUGUUCUCAACGUGUAUAUAAAUUUGUCCACCAAUGUGUAUACUUCACUACAUUUCCUCCAUUUAACUCGGGAUUCAUGCUUCUUAUUUUUAGCUUCCACUAACCAUUUAUAUACACAAGGCCCCUUUGUACAUUUCAAUCACCAAAAGCAAAACGAUCCUGAUUCUCAAUUCAUUCUCCAUUGUAACACAAAAACCCUUUUCCAAAGACUCUUGACCCAACACAUCUCUGUCUCUCUUCUUUUCCAGACAUAGGAGGAGGAGGAGAGAAAUUCAAGCCUUUCCACCUCACUAUUGUUGUUAAGUUCAUCAAUGGCAAAGGGAAUCAUCAGAAACCAAAUGUCCUGGAUGGAGGUUGCUCCAGCACCCAUUAUUUUCCCAAAGAAGCCUUCCAAUUCGCCUACUUUGGAGACCAUAUUAGAAGAAGGAGCGGAGGAACGUGAUGGUAUAAAUCAACCAUAAAUAUGUAGCAGGAGUUUCAAAUUGUGGUUCGCAACUGCGAUUGUGACCGCAAUUUAAAACCCUGCUAUUUAGCUUAGCAUCCUCAAGUAUGAAGUGUUGCAGAUAAUUGAAUUGAAUCAACAUGUGGGUAGCCAAUGAAGUUCGUUUCGAAUGUUCCGGCUCAUGAAGAGGAUCAAGUUGUGAAAGUAAUGAGUGCUUCUCAGCUACUCUGUUCAGUGAAUUUUGUAAAAUUUGUAGUUUCUCUCUUUUCUUCCUUCAGAAUGUGUAAGUUAACCAAUAUGCAUUGAUUCUUUUAGGAAGAAGGGGAUUAGGAAAUGGUAAACUACAGUUUUUAGUUUCUCCCUUUGCUUAUGACAAAUUUGAAUCAGGUUAUAGUUGAUAUUUGUUCUUAAUUUCUUUUAUUGUUAGAAUAAAAUUAUACACGUAUCUCAGUAAAAUUAAUUUUGACCAACAAGAUAGUGAUCUAGUGACAAGCAACGUUAGACCCUGGAUGAAAGUAUAAGUUCUUAUUCGGGAGAAACAUUUGUUAGGCCAGACGUGCAACUAACAGGUGGCGGGAAUGAAUUUCAAUUCAAACAUAUUAAAUGAGGUCUCAAUAAGAGACCAGAACGCCCUCACCCAUAAAUUCCCUCUCUCACUUAAAAGCCUCCAUCACCAUUUUCUUAACAAGGUAAACACCACAAUAUCUUUUAUCCCCAAACCCCACUCUCUUUAGGUUUGCAUACAUUUUCCCAUCUAACGUACCCAAUGUAAUGUAUUUUCUCUCUUCCUCACUCCCUCGACCCGACAAGAAAUUUCUCUGCAUCUUUUUGAAAUUUGUUAUCAAUUGAAAUAUGUAUUUUAAAGAAAGAUAAAAACUAGGGAGGAAGAGAUGUUAAAACUGAAUUUACCAGAAAAAUAUGGUCGCUAUAGGAUAAGCACUUCCGCUUCCAAGGGGUUAACCUCUUUUAAAAUUUACUUAUCACACAAACACAAUCACAUGUAGCUGCUUUUUUCAGAUUUGCACCCACCUGAAUUCUAAGAUAUCCGAAUUGAACACUCACGGUUCUACAAUUAAGCAUCAUGACAUGCCUUCCCAGCUCCACUUCACAUGAUGUUAUCUCACUGCUAGCUACUUGCUAAUUUGCCUUUGAAAAAAUUCACUUUAAACCACAAAAAUUAGCUCGAACCACCUUAAUUAGAAUCCCUUCACUGUACCUAAUAAAGGAACACCAAAUAUAUUCUUAAAGACUGUUAUAAUUAAAAACAUAAUCAGUAAAUUAUGCACUAGUACUUUGGUGAUCAUAUGUUGCACUAUUGUAUAUGUGUAUUAGUUUACUGUGGUACUCGACAAAUCUUGGAUUAUAUGAAACCACGAGCCUGACCUAUUUCUCUCAUGUAGUUUUGUUUUUCAUGAUAGAGGCUCUUAAUUUGAUUCUUUGAAUACUCCAUUAAUACCAAUUUAAUAAUCAAAUGUCUUUUUCAGGUCAGGUACACUACUAGUGCUUAAUUGUUUAAUUAGAUUAGAUUAACGGCGGAAAAAGAAACACCCACAUAACAUAAGGUAUAUACUACAUUAAUGCUCGAAUCUUUAGCAGCCUUAAAUUGGCGUAUUAUGUAUUUCCACUCUUACUUUCCAUUUCAUUUUCACCAUAAAUUUCCAUCUUCUUUCCUCCGCUCACGACAAACACGUUUGACACCAGGUAAUUAAGGUUGUGACAAUGACUUUAUAUCUGCGAAAUAAUAAUGUUUAGUGUACACUAUUUUCAUAAUAUUUAAAAUGAAAUAAGAAGAAAAGAGAGGUAAGCGAUUUAUAUAACAGAAAAAUAUAGAUAAAGAAAAAAAAUGAUGUAGUAUUAUUUGAUGUUCUCUCUAAGACAUUGAAAGACAAAAAUUACGAACCCAGAACAAAAAGAAUAGGUAUGAUAAUAGAAACAAUAUAUGAUUGACAUUAGAAUAAAAUCAAACCUAAAAAUGACUAAUAAGUUGCACGUAUCGAUGUCAUAUGAAAUAUAUGAAAUAUGAAAUCUUAUGAUGAAAGAAACCCCAAAAAUAAUAUUUAUUUUGUAGAUAUUAUUUUGAGGUCUAGCUAGGAACAAGUGGUUGUAAUCGCCUUGAGUAGCCAUCGUUACCACUUUCCAUGAAGCUCCCGUGGCACAUACAAAACAAAAACAAUGUUUGGUUUUAGCUCAAUUGAGAACAAGUCCGACCAAAUUCAAGUAAUAUAGUUGUUAGCAUAUUAAAUAGCAAAACAAUGAUUUUCCUCGUGUGUUAAUUCCCAUUGGGCGCUCAAUGUUAGGUAAUGGUCAUAAACCAACAGCGUUGUCACUUCAACCCUUACAAAAAUGCCAUCCCACUCAUCACACCACUUAACUAGAUCUCUUUUCUCUUCUUCAUCAAGUUCAUCUUUACUUGUUGGAGCUAGCUAGCAGCCAUGGGGAAGGUGAUCAAGUUCUUGGCAUCCUCUUUUGAGUUUGCACCCCCUCCGGUGAUUACCCUUAGAAAGGUUUCACAUGCUCCUGUAUUAGAAACCAUUGUUGAAGAAGAGGCUGAAGAAUAUGAGGAAGCGUUUGGUUCCCUCUAGUUAUAGAUAUUGCUUGUGAUGUAUUAGAAUUGUACUCUUUUAUGUGCAGCAUGCGAUUCCACAAUCGACUGAAAGUUUGUUUUGUCAAUUUGUGGUGGUAUUACAGUUUUUGUAUCCUCUGGUUUGUGUAUCUCCACGACUAUUAUUAAGUGUGUAAUCCAAUUUUGGUAACCUACCCCGUUAUUCCA
Molecule: messenger RNA, 6870 nt
Organism: Lotus japonicus
Lineage: Eukaryota; Viridiplantae; Streptophyta; Magnoliopsida; Fabales; Fabaceae
Product: 60S ribosomal protein L12
Exons: 1
Coding region: 69-569 (166 amino acids)
Biological process (GO): translation
Cellular component (GO): cytosolic large ribosomal subunit; ribosome
Molecular function (GO): large ribosomal subunit rRNA binding; structural constituent of ribosome
Source: RefSeq, a predicted model, not a curated record